AUGAAUUACGAACACGACGCCUCCCCUGGCUUCGUCCACCCUGUCCGAAACAACAUUUACAACUCCUCCAUAUCUUCUGCAGCCUCCGUCUCUACCGCCUCUAUCUGGUCCACCGCCUCUGCGUCUUCUCAGGGUUCCGAUGAUUCUUCGAUCUUCGAUGGUCCUGUGACAGGCCAGGCUUCGGAUAGCGACAGCUGCGAUUCCUUUCUCUCAAGGAAGGGCAUCAACCAGCUCAGUGCCAUUCCAACAGAGCUCCGACAGAAUCCGCGCAGGAGCGCUGCUGGACGCGUUGCCCCCCCUUCACUGGUCCGUCAGUCAGAUCGCAAGGUUGACUUCGUUGAUAACCUUGUUGACUCUUCGACACAAAUUGUCGAGGCUAUCUGGCCCACCUCGUCGUCGCUAUGCCGUCGCGAACAGGGCAACAAGGGGGUGCUUCCCUUGCGAACAUUCAUCCAAGAGACUCUGCGCCGCUCGCGUACAAGCUUCUCCACACUGCAAGUGGCACUGUACUAUUUGCUUCUCAUCAAACCUCGUGUCCCCUCGCGCAGUUUCAUCAUGGAACAGUUCGAUGACCGCCCGGCCACCCAGUCAUUGUUGUGCGGACGCCGCAUGUUCCUGGCAGCUUUGAUCCUGGCUUCCAAGUAUCUCCAGGAUCGCAACUACUCGGCACGCGCCUGGAGCAAGAUUUCUGGGUUGAACACACAAGAAAUUAAUCAGAAUGAGAUUGCGUUCCUACAGGCUGUUGACUGGAAGUUGCACAUUUGCAAGGAUGUCUACCAGAAAUGGGCCGACAUUGUGCACAAGUUCACACCACCUUCUGGUCCGUCCUCGCCUGGUGGCUGCUCUCAGCUUAUCUCACAGCAGCAUGAAAUUUGGAGGCAUAUAAUCCUGGGACUCGAUGCUGACUUGACCAACAUCGAGGCUCUGGUAAGCUCGGCACACUCUAGCCUCAAGGCUAGUGAUUUGUCUCUAGCCUCGCCUCGCAGCAUUCUGAACAUGGCCCAAGAAGCUCCCACGUCCACCCUUGCACCACGGAGCACCCCUGUGCCCAUGGAGCCAACGCCUUUCGGCGUGCGUGCGCCCAGCCGCAUGGGUCCGAAUAAUACGCAGCUGCCCACACCGCGUUUGACACCGCAGAGCAAUGGACUCAGCACCCCUGCAGCGGGAGCUGCUCCAUCUACACUCUCGAGGUCAAACGCAAUGGCUUCGGCCAUGUCGCAGGCCACUGUUUGCAACACUGCACACUAUCUCGAUCGUCUUCCUACUCCGGCGUCGUCAUCGCCCCAGAGCUACAGCUCGAUCCGUCGCUCCUCGCUGGCCAACUCGGUAUCGACCGCAUCGUCUCCCGAGUCCAUGAUAUCCGACUCUUCACGUCUUUCGCGCUCAUCCUCCUUCUCAUCUGUUUCCUCCUCUGCUAGCGCGACAUUGCCGUCGCGAUUCAGAACCACGAAACUGGGUAAUGAGAGAUUGAGCCGAAAGCCGUCGUUCCCUUCUGUGCCCGAGCAGGACUGCGACAUCCAGGAAUCAGCAUCGCCUGGUUCAUAUACUGGUCCAGUCGGACACGUUGGGGACUGGUCAGUGUCGGUGGACCACAACUUGGCCGGUCGCAAGCGGCCGCUUGACGAUAUGAUGAACGAUGCUGCAUCGAAUGCUGCGCGCACCCUUCAGGAGCUUCGGAGAUCCCGUGGUGCUGUUGGUACCCACACGACGAAUGACGAUACUCCCUUGCAGUCCAACGUUCGCGAUCUUCUGAAUGUAUCGUAUGGGCAGUCGGGAUGGCCUGCAUCCAUGUUGGAGACACGUUACCGCCCGGAGUAUCCGGACAAGAAGCGCGUUUGCUGCUCCACCGAAGCCAGUCGUGGGUAUAACGCGACUCCUACUUUCCAUGUGCGGGGCCCUGGCAUGUGGCAGGGUAUUUUGAAUUGA
This is a messenger RNA of Emericellopsis cladophorae, 1926 nucleotides long. Its product is annotated as G1/S-specific cyclin-like protein. Lineage: Eukaryota; Fungi; Ascomycota; Sordariomycetes; Hypocreales; Bionectriaceae. Bases 1 to 1926 code for a protein of 641 amino acids. Gene Ontology annotation, cellular component: cyclin-dependent protein kinase holoenzyme complex; nucleus. The record is from RefSeq and is a predicted model, not a curated record. Gene Ontology annotation, molecular function: protein kinase binding; cyclin-dependent protein serine/threonine kinase regulator activity. Gene Ontology annotation, biological process: regulation of cyclin-dependent protein serine/threonine kinase activity. The transcript is spliced from 2 exons.